Messenger RNA from Chlorocebus sabaeus (green monkey), 6015 nucleotides. It is a transcript of the gene C2CD2, whose product is annotated as C2 calcium dependent domain containing 2. Lineage: Eukaryota; Metazoa; Chordata; Mammalia; Primates; Cercopithecidae. The record is from RefSeq and is a predicted model, not a curated record.
GCGGCCGCCGCCAGCGCGCGUCCUGAGUCCGCCGCUCCGGCCAGGGGCUGCCGGGGAAGUUGGGGCGAGGCGGGCCGGGGAUGCGCCAUGGCCAUGGCCCGGCUGGGCUCGUGGCUUGGGGAGGCGCAGUGGCUCGCGCUGGUGUCGCUCUUCGUCGCGGCGCUGGCCACGGUAGGCCUGUACCUGGCGCAGUGGGCGCUGGCUAGGGCGCGACCCCAGCCCCAGCGGCGGGCGGUGGAGCAAGGAGAGGGGCAGGGCCCGGGGUCCGACGCGCUGCUCUCCUGGAUCCUGACGUUGGGCAGCUGGAGGAGCCAGUGGCAGGCGGCCUGGGUGACCGCCCUGAACGAGGAGGCCGAGAGGAAAGGGGGCCCGCCUUUCCUGUCCUUCGAGGAGGACCCGCGGCAGCAGCCCCUGGAGCUGGCAGUGCAGGAGGUCUCCAGUGUGCUCAGGUCGGCCGAGGAGAAGGUGGUGCUCUGUCAGGUGGUGGGCCAGGCUCUUCAGUUCUUGGUCAGCGAGAAGCCUGCCUCAGGUGCUGGAUGCCGGCUGUACAACGUGCGGCUCUCCCCGUUCCAUUUACAGCUGGAGUUCCACAUGAAAGAGAAGAGAGAGGACCUCCAGAUUAGCUGGUCCUUCAUCAGUGUGCCGGAAAUGGCCGUUAAUAUCCAGCCCAAAGCUCUGGGGGAGGACCCGGUGGCUGAGACAAGUGCGAUGUCUGACACUCUCAAGGACAUCUUCAAGCAUUUGGUUGGUUCUGCCUCUCCAUCCGUGGUUCUGAUCGUCAAGCCCACGAGUGUAAAGGAAGCUCAGGAAUCCUGUCCUCCGAAACCUCCAAGGGCUCACGAGCUAAAGCUACUGGUGAGGAACAUCGGCGCCUUGCUGUUCAGCGAGCCCGGUGCCUCAGGCCACAUUAACGCAGUGUGUGUCGUGCAGCUGAACGAUCCCGUUCAGAAGUUCUCCAGCACCCUGACGAAAAACACUACAGACCUCACGUGGGAAGAGGAAUUCACCUUCGAGUUGAAUGCCAAGUCGAAGGAGUUACACCUGCAGAUUUCAGAGGCUGGGCGACCCUCAGAAGGUCUGCUGGCGAUGGCGACAGUUCCUUUGGAUUUGUUUAAGAAGCAGCCUUCUGGGCCACAGAGCUUCACGCUGACCAGCGGGUCUGCCUGCGGCAGCUCGGUGCUAGGCUCGGUCACGGCAGAGUUCUCUUACAUAGAACCUGGGGAAUUGAAAUCCUGGCCCAUCCCUCCCCCUGUUCCUGCUGCAAAAAUCGAAAAGGACCGCAUGGUGAUGCCCUGUGGGACUGUGGUCACUACUGUCACUGCCGUGAAGACCAAGCCUCGCGUCGACGUGGGGAGGGCGUCCCCGCUGAGCUCCGAGUCUCCGGUGAAGACUCCAAUCAAGGUGAAGGUGAUUGAGAAGGACAUCUCUGUCCAGGCCAUCUCCUGCCGCAGCGCCCCUGUCAGCAAAACGCUCUCUUCUUCAGAUACAGAAUUGUUGGUGUUGAAUGGUUCGGAUCCAGUGGCUGAAGUUGCCAUUCGACAACUCAGUGAAUCUUCAAAGCUGAAACUCAAGUCGCCACGGAAGAAAAGCACUAUUAUCAUAUCAGGGAUCUCCAAGACCUCACUAUCUCAGGACCACGAUGCUGCCCUGAUGCAGAGCUACAUGGCCUCUGUGGACAGCACCCACCAGGAGGAUGCCCCAUCCCAUCCGGAGGUGGCCACAGCCUCUGCCCCACUGGAGGAAGCUGAGUCAGCCCAGGCAUCCCUUGCCCUCAAGCCCCAGGAGGAUGAGCUAGACUCCUGGGACUUGGAGAAGGAGCCCCAGGCCGUGGCAUGGAGCAGCCAGGCCCUGCUGGACCCCGACGGUGAUGAGCUAUCAGAGAGCUCCGUGAGUGUCUCGGAGCCAGGCGCUGCCAAAAAGCAUAAAGGAGGAAUUCUAAGGAAAGGGGCAAAGCUGUUCUUCCGCCGGCGGCAUCAACAGAAAGACCCGGGCAUGAGUCAGUCACACAAUGACCUUGUGUUCCUGGAGCAGCCAGAGGGUUCCCGGAGGAAAGGCGUCACCCUCACCAGGAUCCUGAACAAGAAGCUGCUCUCCAGGCACAGAAACAAGAACACCAUGAACGGUGCCCCCGUGGAGCCCUGCACAUAGGGCCUGAGGUCAUCACCUCCAAGCCAGAAGACGUGCACCUGCGUUAACUACCCUCACCAGGACGCAGCCAGUGUGCCCGCCAGAUGUCCAGAUGCCCCGCUUGUCUUGCUGGGUUUCUUCCAACCAUCUAGUCUUUUAAAGGGAAAACAAUAUCUGAGUCUCCAGCCAGGAGGUUUCCCCCAGAGAGGAUAAAAAGCCUGACUCGCCACCAGAUGCCAAAUGAGACUUGACAGCCACAGAGCUUGGGCUGUGCUCAAAGCUAAGAGUUAGGGUUCAAUAUUAGAAGGAGAUUAACAUUAUAAGUGAAAUAAUAUACUCUAAUGGAUUGUGGAGGGCAGGUGUGAGGGACUCAGUUUACCUAUUCUACACUAACAAGUGUUUUUGGUCCAUGCCUGGACCAUGUCACAAAAAGGAGGUGCCCCCCUGUGCUGUCACUGUGAAUGGAAAGGGUGGGUCACCUCUCCUCAUCUGCUGCUUGGAAUAAAAAAUGCAGCUGGCCCUGAGUACAGGGAAGUGGAACAUAGACAGGAUGUGGAUAAAUAAAUUUUGGUAGGAAUGGAGACGCUAUGACAGAUGUAGGAAGUCAUCUACCUUUGAUAUUAGCCAUAGAACUUGAACACUAACUAUAUCCUAUGCAUAGUAUGCAGAACACUUUUCUAAGUUUACUUUGAGCCUACUUGCAAGUGGAAGAUAUAUAUAUUCUCACAUGGUUUUUACAUUUUUCUCUAUCGUGUUAAAAGCUCUAAUAAUACUAGUGGAGAAGUUGACAUUCAAGUUUUUUUUUCUCCCGCCUGUCAUACUUGCUAAACAAGAGCACAGCAGGCCUGUCAGAUGAAGUCAGGAGCCAUACGUGACCGCUCGUACAACACGGUAACCAAACACAUACAUGGAUUUUGCCAAAUGCUGCCAGUAGCCAAAACAAAGUCCUUUUAGGGCAAUGGAGGAAAUUAUUUUGUGUCUCAGGUGUCAGUCUUAGGAAUGGAAGUUUAAUAACAAAUGGGCCAAACUUGCAGGAGAUUCUUUCUAUGAGCACUUCAGAAUUUUGCUGUGAACAGUCCUCUUGGACACAGGUUGGGGUGCCCUUGUUUGGGUUUGUUUUGGUGGAAAACAUGAUCACCUGGCACACCAUUUGAAUAUCCCUAAGUAUCAUUCCAGUCGCUUUCCUCAUCAGUUGCCUUUCUGUUUCAGUUCAUUCACAGAUUUCACUUUGGUCUGCCCUGAAUGUGCCACUUCCAGUAGACAUGCUGGUUAAAGAACAGUCAUCAUUGGGGUGAAGUGUUUUUGACAGUUUAAUAUGAUUCACUUUUCUCCAAAGAGAUGUAAAAGGCCGUUAUGAAAGCUUGACUUCUGUCACGGAGAUGGAAAUGGGCGAGAUUCCUUCCAUAGGUUCUUUUGUUAAUCCUUAAACAUGAAAUAUUUCGGGGGUAAUAGAGCCACUGGUGAGUAAAAAUUUAUAUAAAAACCAACAUUUUAGGAUUUUUUCUUUUUUAGUGAAAACCUGUAUAAAAACCAAAAUUAUGGGAUUUUUUUCUUCUUUUUUAGGGGGAGAGAUUAGAAAACGACAUUAUGAAUUUCACUUUAAAAUGCACAUUACAAAUUUCUUAGGUGUUCCAGGAAUUAUCAAGUGACUUUAAAAUGACUUUUUCAACCUGCUUUGUUUUUAAAAAUUAUAUUCCAGUUUUAAUCAUUGUAAAAAAAAGCACCUGGAGUUUCAAAAUAUGUGAAUACUACCAAGUUUCUGUCCCCAAAGUCAGGCGUCACUGCUAGUCUUUUGGGACAGAUGGGACAGAUGUUCACUUGAAUGUUUUACUUGAAGUUUUACUGCUCUUGGCCAUGUGGUAAAAAGAGCCUGAGACAUAUAAGAAUUCCCAGAGGAUAUUAUGUGUCAGAAUUUCGGACACUGAUCAGAAGUUUUUAAUUGUUCUUUUUUAUUUGAUUUUGGAAUUCAGGUGUACUCUAUUCAAGUGCGAGGAGAUCAGAAGUUAUUUUUAAUUUUUUUAUUUAAAAAAUGUUUUUUUCGAGACGGAGUUUCACUCUGUUGCCCAGGCUGGAGUGCAGUGGCGGCUCACUGCAACCUCUGCCUUCUGGGUUCAAGUGAUUCUCCUGCCUCAGCCUCCCAAGUAGCUGGGAUUACAGGUGCCAGCCACCACGCCCAGCUAAUUUAUUUUUAUUUAGUAGAGAUGGAGUUUCACCAUGUUGGUCAGACUGGUCUCGAACUCCUGACCUCAGGUGAUCCACCCACCUCGGCCUCCCAAAGUUCUGGGAUUAUAGGCAUGAACCACCAUGCCGGCCCCAGAAUUUUAUAUUAAGCCUUCUUGCUCUCAAAAGAAAAAAAAAAAAAAAUAGUUUUUAACUAUUCCAUUUCCAGAUGAAUCCCAUGAGCACUGCUUACUGUUGAAUACCUAGGUCUAGGACUCUGCUUCCUGUAGACACACUCAUGUUGUCUCCAUCCAAUGGCCUUUUCUGAAGUUACAGAAAACACCAAUGUGGGAGGGAGUUUAUGAAGCAAAGGCAAAGGAAACACGUAGGCUAGCUUCAGGGUAGCACCGUGAGAAAUGGCCUGUAUUGAUACUGUGAAUGUUUCUUUCCCAAGCUAUUUUGUGCAGGUUUUUUUUUUCAUGGUGUAGGGUAUUUAUGAUAAAGUAAAUGUUGUGAAGGUUAAAGAUAAAUUAAGAUUAUCCACCAAAUGCUAAAAAUACUGACGUGUAAAUCACCUUUAUCGUCUCACCUCUUCUAUGAGCUUUUGCGGCUUGAGGGCUUUUGUUUUUGGCUUUUGUCUGGAUGAAAGUUUUGCCGAGUGGUGUUUUAAAAGCGAUUCCUCAUGAACACUAAGAUUAACUGUGUCUGUAUCUCUGGAACUGGGUGCUCAUGUUGGUUUUAACGAGCUUGCAACCCUUCCCCGUUUGCUUUGUUUAAGGAGGUGCCUCUGUUCUUUGUGGAGGAGUGAAAUGGAGCUUUCAGUGUGUGUGUGUGGUAUGUGUGUCUGCACACAGCUGUGUGUGAUUGUAGCAAUAACAAAAGUAGCCAUCUUCUUGUUCCUGCUGAAAACUUGCUGUGAGAGUUUUGACAGAGCAGUUUAUUUUAAUCAAGUUCCAAGUCUGGGUUCAAACCCAGCCCCGAUCCCUUAUGACCGACGGCCACUCAGUGGCACCUUGGUGCCCAUUUAGAUUUUUGCUUGGGUUUUACCGGCCACCUCUAUAGACGAGAGUUGCAAAGUUGCUAUGAGCAGAGAGGGAAAGAUUAAUCUACACUGCUGGCCACUGAAGGCCGGUGUUUCCUGGGUAAUAAUCUCAUGGCUCUUGAUCUGGAAACUUCAGAGUACAAAUUGGUGGACGGUGGAAGUCAGGACACGGAUCUCUGUCCGAUGGAAAACAGACCUCGGGGCUGGCAUCAACCCUGCUGCCAGGCCCUCUCCCCACUGCCCCAAACCGGCCCGGACACGAUGACCAAAGCAGCCUGCACAGGGCAAGGCCCCUGCGGAAUCCUGCAGAGCAAACUCAGGUUACCUUGGGUCCAUGACUGUUUGCAUUGGAAACACAGUACACUGCCCCGUUCUCUCAGCAGCUGGGCAGUAGUGCACCAUUCACCAUUGAGGCUUGUGGUUUGUCGUUUACCACUGUUAUGUCCAAACUGCAUUGUAAAAAGAGAAGAAAACGGCAGGUUUUCCAGGUCCGCGGAAGGGUUUGGCCUGACACUGGAGUGCGGUGAUGAACUUACGUGACAAUGAUUGUAUUCCUCAAUAGCACUUUAAAUGCCGAAGACAGUCCUGCACCAAGCCUGUGCACGGGCUUGGGUGGGUUCCUUUGGAGAAGAUGUGGCUGGAACACAAACAAUCUUUGAAGAAAUAAAUGUGCACACAGAACACUA